AUGACAAUGCACUCUGGCCUCAGCCGCUUCUGCUUCAGCCGCAUCCGCCUCCACAGCUCUGGCCUCAGCCGCUUCCGCUUCAGCCGCAUCCGCCUCCACAGCUCUGGCCUCAGCCGCUUCCGCUUCAGCCGCAUCCGCCUCCACAGCUCUGGCCUCAGCCGCUUCCGCCUCAGCCGCUUCCGCCUCAGCCGCUUCCGCCUCAGCCGCUUCCGCCUCAGCCGCUUCCGCCUCAGCCGCUUCUGCCGCUUCCGCCUCAGCCGCUUCUGCCGCUUCCGCCUCAGCCGCUUCCGCCUCAGCCGCUUCCGCCUCAGCCGCUUCCGUCUCAGCCGCUUCCGCCUCUGCCGCUUCCGCUUCAGCCGCAUCCGCCUCCACAGCUCUGGCCUCAGCCGCUUCCGCUUCAGCCGCAUCCGCCUCCACAGCUCUGGCCUCAGCCGCUUCCGCCUCAGCCGCUUCCGCCUCCGCCGCUUCCGCCUCAGCCGCUUCCGCCUCCGCCGCUUCCGCCUCCGCCGCUUCCGCCUCCGCCGCUUCCGCCUCCGCCGCUUCCGCCUUAGACGUAACAGCUCGAUCUUUACCCUGUUUACAAGUAUUUGA
This is a messenger RNA of Knipowitschia caucasica, 591 nucleotides long. The record is from the annotation of a GenBank genome assembly. Lineage: Eukaryota; Metazoa; Chordata; Actinopteri; Gobiiformes; Gobiidae.